AAGAAAAAAAAAAAACCAGCUAAAAUUUUAAAGCAGCUUAAUACACUUUUUUUUUUACUUCUUCGUCGGUCUUUUGCAUAGCUCGGACGUACAAUAACUGACUGACGCUAGUAAUGGAUAUUCAAGGUUACACUCCUCAAUCGGAGGCAUCCCAAACACUCACUUAUGCAAACGUGGAACGCUUCGAUUUAUCGCCAUCCCCCAAUUUCAAAAAGCCUGACGAUAAUAAUACACCCCUACUGACCCCGUCGAGCAUGCCGAAUCUUCUAUCCAAACUGCCUGAUUAUGUACCGCCCCCCGUCGAUGCUGCGCUCCAACCCACUUCGACCUCAGUGGUCCCACCCGUCAUCAAGGAUGAAACUUUGACAUUGUCAACCACCGAUGUAAAAGAGGAAACCAACUAUGCAGCUGACCCUCUUGAACAAGUCGAUUAUGCAGCCAACGCAAUGAAAAACGAAAUGCAAGAUUUUAUCCCCACCGAAGCUUCCAUGGAUCCCGUCCUGCUCUUGCGCAAAUACGAUAAACGAAAAAGUAGUCCGGCUAUUCUCGGUUUGCCUUUUGAUCUAAGCAAUGACGAUCAGAUGAGUCUGCAUUUAUCACAACAACGCAACUCCAUUGAAGCCGCCAUGUUGCUCGCCAACUUUAACCGAUUACCAACUCUCGAUGCCAAACCAGGCGACACGCAAUGGCAAGAUGAUAUGUCACUUCCUAUGCAGACGCAAGAUAAAACGGCUUGGGUGAAUGAGAACGACGUCGAAGCGAUACGACGGCACUCGUACGAUGUGAAUAUGAAUUGGAAAUCGAUGCCCGAAUCGUUCUUGAAUCGACCUGAUUUACUAUCCACCGCACCGGUAACAUCUGCGUCGUCUUCGCAACCUCUGGUCAACGCUUCGGGGGAUCUGUAUGCAUCAACCACGUCCGUAUCGAUGCCUAGUAACGCUACCAAGGUGACCUGGUCAAAUGAAGAUGUCUUGCAACCUCCGUCCAUGGAUUAUUCACAGCUCCCUGCCGCGAAUUCACCACGAUCCCUACCGCCGCCGCCAUCGGCUUCGUCAGUGGGCGGAUAUCGACCACCUCCUUUCCCAUCUCAUAUGUACCCGCAACCAAUGUAUUCGGCGGGAGGUUAUCCUCCUCCUCGUCCAAUGCAUCAUCACAUGAGCCCCGAUCGAUUUCACCCAUUAGCACCUUCCAGUAUCCAUCCUCUUGCCAGUCCUCGCGAUAUUAUCGGACAAAAGCGAGAUCAUCCUGUGGAUGAAGGCUAUUACGUCCGUCCUCACUAUCCUCCUACCGCCUCGUCUCCUCCUCCACCACCACCCCACUAUGCAGUUCCGCAACCCCAUCAGCCUCCGCCCGUCCAUCCGCAUUACUUUUACCCUGGAAAACUACCUAUUCCGACGUCUGGGUCCGCCAUGGCUUCCAGUAUGGUCGCUGACAUGAAUCAUCCGGCCCUGAAACCGAAACGAAAACGUGCUCGCAUGGAAGACAAUAACGAAGAAGAGAUUCCAGCGAACGAAAAUGAGUUUCCCGACAUGUCGCCUCGAGAUAUUGAAGCGGCUCGCAAUGAUCCCGAAGCAAGACCACGAAAGCAGAAGUUGCGGUUUCCCGGAGAUCACUACACACCUCAAUGGGUGCGAUACAAUGGUCAAGCUAAAGAAGGCUUGUGCGAUACAUGUCAACCGGGCAAAUGGUUGCAGCUUAAAAACAGUGCCUUUUGGUAUCACAAACAAUUCUACCAUGGCAUUUCUUCGGUCUCUGGCAAAGAGUUUGUUCAGCCCCUGGAAACUCGAUGGGUAGAUCAGGAUCUGGUAGAAGGACUGUGUCACCAGUGUCAUCAGUGGGUGGCGGUGAGUAACGUCAAGAGGAAGAAUAGUGUACUUUGGUACCGGCAUGCACACAAGUGUCAUGUUUAUCAAAAACCCAAGAAUAGCGCUCCGAAAAAACGCUAAGAUACUUUUCAAGCACAUUUGGCAUUUUCUAUAAUGGGAUGUGUAUGCGUGUAUUGUAUUGUUUUAAGUAUUGCUACUGCUGCGAUAUACUCCAGAUAGAUCUGUAUUGGAUGGUCUUUUUGGAUUGCUACUUUUGUAUAUAUUCCUUUUUUCCCUUUUCUUCUCUUUCUUUCAAAAAAACUAUGUACAUGGCGCCUUGUAUUCAUUUUAAUGAACAAUCCAAACUUUCCAC
Molecule: messenger RNA, 2178 nt
Organism: Radiomyces spectabilis
Lineage: Eukaryota; Fungi; Mucoromycota; Mucoromycetes; Mucorales; Radiomycetaceae
Exons: 4
Coding region: 114-1946 (610 amino acids)
Source: RefSeq, a predicted model, not a curated record